UUCUAUUUUUUAACGGUUACUAUGGCUACUGUAGGUUAUGGAGACAUCUCUCCAUAAAACACACUUGAAGUUUUAUUCACUACGAUUACAAUUUUUGUAACGUGUGUUGUUUAUGCUUUUAGUUUAAACACAAUAGGUGGAAUUAUAGAGAAUAUAGAGAAAAAAGACAAAAAAUAUAAAGAAAAUUUACAAAUAAUUCAUGGAUUAAUGAGAGAAGAGGAAAUUUCAAGAGAACUCAAAAUCGAAGUUUCAAACUACAUUGAAUAUCUCUACAAAAAAUCUAAUGAAACAAGAAAGAAACAAGAAAAGCUGAUAAUUGAAAAACUUUCUAUGAAAUUAAAAAAUGAUCUGAUUUUAGAAAUUUAAGGAAAAUAUUUGAGUAACAUUCCAUUAUUUAAAUAGCUAAAAGAGAAAGAUAAAAUUGCUAAAAUUAUGUAAGAACAACUCUAUUCACCUGCUGAAACUAUUUUUACUUAAGGAGAUUUAGAUGAUUGCUCGCUUUAUUAUAUAGUCAAAGGAAGUGUUUCUAUCAUUUUUGAGCCUGAUCAAAAUUCUAAUAGAGAAGCAAAAUAAAUUUAGCUUAAAGAGAAGAAAGAAUACUUUGGGGAAAUCUCAUUUAUAACUGGAAGUCCAAGAAAAUUUACUGCUAAGGCUGCUGAUUUUUGCAAAAUAUAUAAGAUUAAUAGAGAAUAAUUUUUAUCAGUUAUAAAGGAGCUCGAUCAAGAUUUUGAAAAUUUUUAAAUGAUGAAAGAAGCAAUCACUCUCAAUAAUAAUUUUUAAUUUUGUUCUAUAUAUUGUUCAACAUGCAAAUCUGGGAAGCAUUACUCUAUUGAUUGCCCAUCUACCCAUCUGACAUUUACUACACGCUUUAUCAUCUCAAGGUAUAACGUUUCUUCUCCAUAAGAACGGGCUCCUUACCAUAGGAAAAAACCCAAAAUUGAUUAUACUUAACAAUUAAGUUAACUUUAAAGCAAAGCUUUUGAAAUUAGUAAUCGAGAGUCUUUAUUUGAAAUGAUAGAUGAUAUAGAGAAUGGAGAUAAUUGUAAUGAAUAAUUGGAAGAUGAAACUAAUUUAUAAUAAGAUUGUCUAAGCGAAUAUGACAGAGGAAAAUAAUAUAUAGAUGAAAAUCCUUCUUUUAAUUUUAUUCUAGAUUAAAAUGAAAAUAUAAAUGGCUAAAUUAAUAAAGCUUAACAUAAUUUAGAAGACCCCCAAGGGAAAACAACAUUUUAAAUGAAUAUGAAAAGUAGACAUUCAUUGUAUACAGGUAAAUAAUAAAGCUAAAAACUGAGCAAUUAAUUAAGUAAAAACUAAACAUCUUAAAUAAUUUCUUCACAAGAUCCAAAAUCUCAGUCUUAAGAUUCAAUAUCAUCUCAUUCUUCUGAUGAAGAUUCUGACUCUGAUUCUCUACCUGAUAAAUAAAAAACAAGUCAAAAAGAGUAUUCCUAACAAAAGAAAUAAUCUUACAUUUCUAAUUAAUAAGAUGAAAAAUAAAUUAAAACUGAAAUAACAAACGAACCCUUGUAGUUAAAGAAAAAUUCUAUUAUUUACCAAAAUAGAGACUCAAUAAAUUUAAAUUUGCUUAAAUAUUAGUUAAUAACUGAUAUUAGCUAUCAACCUUAAUAGUAUGAUCCAAGAUAAGAUAAAAAUAGUUAAAGAGAAAAGAGUAAUACUUUUUAAGAUCAUAAGAUAAUAAUAAGCCAAAUUGAUUAACUAGGAAGAAGAAAAGUUAGUCAAAUAGAACAUUUUAUCAAUCAACCUUAAAAUCAUUUACAAUCGUAAUCAGAAUAAUAGACUGCUAAAAAGAAUAGCUUUUAAGCUAGCACAGAUAAUUUAAAAUAAAUUUAGUAGGUAUCUCCAAAAAAUAGCUUAAAAAUACAUUAAUAGAAAAUUCCAAGAACAAGCUUGAAAUCACUUGGCCGUUAAAUUUCAACAAACACAAAUUAAGGCAGUAUAAAGUAAGGUUCUCGUAUACUAUUAAGGUAAAAUACAAUUUAAGAUUUUUAAAAACUUGAAAAAAAAGUUAAUGAACCAACAGAAUCUAUAGAUCAAAUAAAUUACUUAAUGCUACAAAUAUUUGAUAAGGCUAAGAUAUUUAAGUACUACUUACCUCAUUUUAAUUACCCUUAAGUGGUUUAAAAAUGGGUUUUAUAAUAAUAGAAAAAAUAAAAAAAAUAAUUCAUAUCUAUGAAAACAACUUUCAAAAACAAGAGAAGCUAAUUUAAAAAAUUAUAAACUCAAAUGUGA
This is a messenger RNA of Tetrahymena thermophila SB210, 2244 nucleotides long. Its product is annotated as cation channel family protein. The transcript is spliced from 4 exons. Lineage: Eukaryota; Ciliophora; Oligohymenophorea; Hymenostomatida; Tetrahymenidae. The record is from RefSeq and is a predicted model, not a curated record.